UAUGCUUAGAGCCAAAGUCUCUUCACACCUAAUUACCCGCCAAAUCACUUUUGAAAAAAGCCACACACAACUCAAUCCCCACCACAACCCAAAUCAAUCCCCUUCUCUCUCCCGAAAGCUCUUAUACCUCCUGAAACAAUGUGUAUCCACCAAAGAAGUGAAACAAAUUCACACCCAAAUGCUCAUAAACUCCAUACAUAAACCCAACUUCCUCCUCCCCAAAAUCAUUGACCACAAAGACUUCUCCUAUGCCUCCAUGCUCUUCUCCCACAUCCCAGAACCCAACGACUACGCUUUCAACGUCAUGAUCCGUGGCCUUACCACCACAUGGCAUAAAUACCAACUUACUCUUGAAUUCUAUUACCAAAUGAAGUCUUUGUGUCUGAUGCCCAAUAAUUUUACGUACCCUUUUGUGUUCAUUGCUUGCGCGAAUUUGGUUGAGUUGAAUCAUGGGCGUGCAGCCCAUUCGUCGGUGUUUAAGACUGGAUUGGAUAAGGAUGGACAUGUGACUCACUCUUUGAUUACCAUGUAUGCUAGGUGUGGUAAAUUGGGUUUUGCACGGAAGGUGUUUGAUGAAAUUUGUCAAAGGGACUUGGUUUCGUGGAAUUCGAUGAUUUCCGGGUAUUCCAAAAUGGGGUAUGCGGGUGAUGCUGUGCGGUUGUUUCAGGAAAUGAGGGAUGAGGGGUUUGAGCCUGAUGAAAUGAGCUUGGUGAGCAUUCUUGGAGCGUGUGGGGACCUGGGUGAUUUGAGUUUGGGGAGGUGGGUGGAGAGUUUUGUUGUUGAGAAUAAGUUGGAGCUGAAUUCAUAUGUUGGGUCUGCGUUAAUUGGUAUGUAUGGAAAGUGUGGUGAUUUGUCCUCGGCGAGGAGGGUCUUUGAUAGUAUGAAGAAAAAGGAUCGAGUCACCUGGAAUGCCAUGAUAACAGGGUAUGCUCAAAAUGGAAUGUCCGAUGAAGCAAUGGUGCUUUUUGAUGACAUGAAAGAGAGAGGUGUUAAUCCUGACAAAAUUACUUUGGUUGGAAUGUUGUCUGCAUGUGCCUCGAUUGGUGCCCUAGAUUUGGGGAGAUGGAUUGACAUAUAUGCAUCCGAAAGGGGCAUACAACAGGACAUUUAUGUCGGCACUGCAUUAAUUGACAUGUAUGCUAAGUGUGGGAGUUUAGCCAAUGCACUAAGAGUUUUUGAAGAUAUGCCCCAGAAAAAUGAGGUCUCGUGGAAUACCAUGAUAUCUGCCCUUGCUUUCCAUGGGAGAGCACAUGAAGCAAUAUCCCUAUUCAAGAGCAUGACAGAAGGUGCUGGGGCUACUCGGCCAAAUGACAUCACAUUUGUGGGAGUGCUUUCUGCAUGUGUACAUGUUGGAUUAGUGGAUGAGGGCCGUCAAUUGUUUAAUUUGAUGCGCUCGUCAUUUGGGCUAGUCCCGAAAGUAGAGCAUUACUCUUGCCUGGUUGACCUUUUGUCACGUGCAGGACUUGUACAUGAAGCUUGGGACUUCAUUAAGAAAAUGCCUGAAAAACCAGAUGAAGUUGUACUGGGGGCAUUGCUUGGCGCCUGUAAGAAAUGUAAAAAUGUAGAUGUCACUAAGCAGGUAGUGCAGCUGCUUCUCGAAUUAGAGCCUUCAAACUCAGGAAACUAUGUUAUCUCAUCAAAGAUAUAUGCGAAUUUAAAAAUGUGGGAUGAGUCAGCAAAGAUGAGACUGUUGAUGAAACAGAGGGGUGUCAGCAAGACUCCUGGUUGUAGCUGGAUUGGGAAUGAGCAUCAACUUCAUGAGUUUCACUCGGGUGAUGGUUCAAUAGAAAUUCUUCAUUUACUUAAGUUAUUAUAUGAGGAUCUGAAGAAUGAAGGUUACAUUCCAAACAUUAAUUAUGUCUAGAGAAACAAGGUUCAACCACUUUCUAUGCAUUUGGAUCUUAUCAACCAAACGACAAGGUUAUAAUAUGAGUUGCCUGCCAGACAUACGGAGAAAUGGAUAUGCUUACUGCAGCUAUGGAAGAUGGACUGAGACAGGCAAUGAGGCAUUGCAUUUAAAGCUCUAAAGGUUAUGUUUCCAGAAUCGUUAUUCUUCCCUCACAGAUACUGUAGUUUAAUAGGCCAUGACCUGCCCUGCAGCAUUUGUACAGAGCUCUCCAAACAGAUGUAAUGCAUGAUUAAAUUUCGUAUUCUCAUUAAAUAGAAGAGGCACAAGGGAAUCUUCCGAGUUUUGAGGAA
Messenger RNA from Prunus mume (Japanese apricot), 2199 nucleotides. RefSeq names its product Pentatricopeptide repeat (PPR-like) superfamily protein. NCBI's taxonomy places the organism in Eukaryota, Viridiplantae, Streptophyta, Magnoliopsida, Rosales, Rosaceae. The record is from RefSeq and is a predicted model, not a curated record. Gene Ontology annotation, biological process: RNA modification. Gene Ontology annotation, molecular function: RNA binding; protein binding. Gene Ontology annotation, cellular component: intracellular membrane-bounded organelle.